UUCUGCAUUUUGCGACUCUUUGGUCACACUGUCGCGCUCUCUCGACAUGGUCUACUCCACGAACAUUCUGCUGGCCAUUGUCACCGUAUUGACCGCGGUGUUUAUCUGGUCCAGGCGCACCUAUGUCUAUUGGCAGCGACGUCGCGUCAAAUUUGUGCAGCCCACGCAUCUGCUGGGCAAUCUGAGCAAGGUGCUCAGACUGGAGGAAUCGUUUGCGCUGCAGCUGCGACGCUUCUACUUUGAUGAGCGAUUUCGCGAUGAGCCCGUUGUGGGCAUCUAUUUGUUUCAUCAGCCGGCGCUGCUAAUACGCGAUCUGCAGCUGGUGCGCACCGUGCUCAUCGAGGAUUUCGUGAGCUUCUCCAAUCGUUUCGCCAAAUGCGAUAUGCGCCAUGACAAGAUGGGCUCGCUCAAUCUCUUCUUCGCCAGACAGCCCGAAUGGCGUGAGAUACGCACACGGCUCUCGCCGGUGUUUACGGGCGCGAAGAUCAAGCAAAUGUUCUCGCUCAUGGAGGAGAUUGGCUGCGAUCUGGAAUGGUACCUGAAGCGUCUGACGCGCGAUCUGCGGCGUGGCGAUGCCGCACGCGGCGUUGUCGUCAGCAUCAAAGACGUAUGCGAUCUAUAUAAUACGGAUAUGAUAGCAUCGAUAGCGUUUGGUCUACGCUCAUACAGUUUGAGGAAUACGCAAUCGGAAAUCGGUUCACAUUGUCAGGAUAUCUUUAGGCCCAAUGUGCUGCGGACAAUUGAUUUUUUUAUGAUAUUCUUUUUGCCAAGGCUGGUGCCGUUGCUGCGCUCCAAGCUGUUCACCGAACCGCAUACGGAGUUUCUACGUCGGGUCAUACAGCUGGUGAUCGAGGAGCGCGAACGUGGCGGCGAUUUGCGCAAUGAUCUCAUUGAAAUGCUGUUGACGCUGAAAAAGGAGGCGGAUCUGCAGCAGGACAAGUCACACUUCACGCAUCAUCAAGACUUUCUGGCCGCACAGGCGGCAAGCUUUGAGGUUGCAGGCAUUGAGACCUGCUCCUCGACCAUGUCAUUUGCACUCUUCGAGCUGGCCAAGCAGCCGCUGAUACAGGAGCGACUGCGUCGCGAGAUACGACAGACAUUUGGCGAAUCAAAGGGACUGAGCUUUGAGCUCAUCGAUCGCAUGCAGUAUCUGGAGAUGGUGGUGGACGAGACGCUGCGCAAAUAUCCAAUUGUGCCGCUGCUGGAGCGCGAGUGUACGCCAAUUAAUAAGAAGCGUUUCUAUUCGCUCAGGCCACAUGCCGAAUGCUAUGCCAGGCGUGGCAUGCCCGUCUUCAUUUCCAAUCUGGCCAUACAUCAUGAUCCGAAGUACUGGCCCGAUCCCGAGCACUUCGAUCCGGAACGCUUCAAUGCUGAGAACAAGGCCAAACAGACGCCCAUGUCGUAUAUGCCAUUUGGCGCUGGGCCACAUAACUGCAUAGGACUGCAGAUUGGCCAGCUGCAGAUUAAACUUGGUCUCAUCUAUUUCUUGCGCCAGCAUCGCGUCGAGUUCUGCGAUCAGACCAUCGACCAUAUUAGCUUCGAUGCCAAAUUUGCGUUGCUCGCCAGCGAGCACAGCAUUUACCUCAAAGUUGUUGACUGUUUAUAAAGACGGCAGACGGCACGGGCAACUCAUGACCAACAACAACAACAGCAACAAAACCAUCACAGCCAUUAAACUCAGCUCCCCAUGCCUCACUCCCCGCCCCAAGUGGGCGUGCUGGGGGGUUUGGGACGUUGUACACAUUGUAAAUAGUUUGGCAUGCCUCAAAAUAAACUUUUUGCUACGUUUGAUCAUCUGUGUGCGUUUCUCUAUAUGCGUGUGCAAUGGAAUUGUUUAUAAU
Messenger RNA from Drosophila busckii, 1841 nucleotides. It is a transcript of the gene Cyp6v1, whose product is annotated as probable cytochrome P450 6v1. NCBI's taxonomy places the organism in Eukaryota, Metazoa, Arthropoda, Insecta, Diptera, Drosophilidae. Gene Ontology annotation, biological process: response to DDT; insecticide catabolic process. Gene Ontology annotation, molecular function: monooxygenase activity; iron ion binding; heme binding. The transcript has 3 exons. The record is from RefSeq and is a predicted model, not a curated record. Bases 47 to 1606 code for a protein of 519 amino acids.